Phytophthora sojae is the source of this 1398-nucleotide messenger RNA. RefSeq lists its product as hypothetical. The transcript is spliced from 3 exons. The record is from RefSeq and is a predicted model, not a curated record. NCBI's taxonomy places the organism in Eukaryota, Oomycota, Peronosporomycetes, Peronosporales, Peronosporaceae. Bases 1 to 1398 code for a protein of 465 amino acids.
AUGACACCGCCAUCUCCCCUCGACAGCCGGGUGUCACCAACCUCGCAGGACUACAUGGUAUCGGUGCUGGUGGUAUUGCUCAAUCAGCAUUGGUGGGGUCAUACUGGUAGUUGUUUCAAGACAUCCAGGGCUACAUCAAGUGAUUCUGAGUGUCGAUAUUUGUAUCCUCGAGAGCGAGUCGAAGAAACAUCAUUUGCCGCAUCCGGUGUGCAGCUUUCGAGAAAAGUUGCGCAGGAAUAUAUUAACGGUUUCAACUAUGCACUCAUGGCAACAUUCAAAUGCAACCAUGAUAUCCAGAUAUUACUCGGAGGAACAGAGGCUGUCGAUCGCAUUUACUAUGCAUGCAAAUACGUAACAAAACAGCAACGACGGCUGGAUUCAAUCAUCCCAAUCGCGAUAGCGGCUUUGAAAAGACGCCAAGAAAGAGAGUUAACAAGUGUGAAUGAGCAAGGCAAAGACGGAAUCGCACGCAGCCGAAAGCGAGUUACAUCAAUGGUGUACAACACUACCAAUAGACAAGAGGUGGCAGGUCCUCUAGCAGCCUUGUACUUAUACAGGGAGUCGUGCUGUUACGCCAGUGCUAAUUGCUCGAACGUACCGCUAGCUGAUAUGAUCCGGCAACUCUGUUCUGAGGGAGACUACCAGUGCCAAAUUGUAGUAGAACCAAAUGGAUGUGGAAGAGCAAAUACCAGUGCAGCGGCCGUGAGUGCUCUAGAUGACUACAUUUUCCGGUCGGGGGUACUCGAAGACGUUUGCGUUUAUGAGUUCGCUCAGAAGUACUAUCGCAAACGGUCGGAUACGCCUCACCUGUCUCGCUAUCCGUUUAAAAAUGGACAUCCACUCCUUCGUACGCACACAGUAGCUGUUCGAAAAAUGGAGUCAGUCCCCGUCAUUCUCGGCUAUCAAAUUCUCAGUAUCACAACCGGAGUAUCCGCCGCUGAUAUACUGAAACGUGCUAUUGGAUCUUUGCGACAACGACACCACUUUGGGUAUCCCAACGAUGCCGAGGAAACCGGCUCAUCAACAUCAAGCGAUGAUUCUGAAGACGGAUGGCAAGUAAUGGACGAUACUGACAGUUACGACGACAUUGAAACCAGCUCAAACCCUGACGUACUGUCUGAUACCCAGUACUUAGAAGAGAGUGCAAGGGAGAGCAGCGCUAUUCUCGAUUCUAGUGACUUGAACCCUUUGCUUUGCCCAACCUGCUCAGUUGGCACUGCCGCUACCGACCGAAUAAUUACUACAUUUUCUGAAUGCGGAAUGUUAGAACCAAUAGCCGCCCAUACUGCAACUGUGGCUGCACAUCAAGAGUACCACGCUGAUUUCCCUGCAUUGGCAUCUAUGAAAAAGUGGAGGUUGUCCAAAUCUCUGAAAGUAUAUCCCGCGACACAGAGGUAG